Molecule: messenger RNA, 1793 nt
Organism: Drosophila subpulchrella
Lineage: Eukaryota; Metazoa; Arthropoda; Insecta; Diptera; Drosophilidae
Exons: 4
Coding region: 73-1356 (427 amino acids)
Biological process (GO): multicellular organism development; proteasome-mediated ubiquitin-dependent protein catabolic process
Cellular component (GO): cytoplasm
Molecular function (GO): ubiquitin protein ligase activity; ubiquitin conjugating enzyme binding
Source: RefSeq, a predicted model, not a curated record
GAGCGCACGUUGAACACGUCUCUCGCUAGCCGCGUUUUGUUUUGGAUCAUAUCGCGAGUUUUCCAGCCAAAGAUGAGGAAAUCAUGGGGAGGAUUUCAGCCACCGCCCACUGAAAAUGACGGGGAGAACGAAGUGGGCUCCUCCGUUCGCCUGCUGAGGAUCCCCAGGGCUGCCCCGGCCAUGGAGAACUACGGAUUCCAGCUGACCCGCAGCAAGUGGGAUCCCUAUCCAUGGGUAUGCGAGGUGGCAGCCGGCACACCUGCCGCACUCUGCGGCCUAAAAUCCGGCGAUUGCGUUCUGGAGGUAAAUGGUAAAGAUGUUUUGGGCUUACGAGUAGCUGAAAUUGCCAAAAUGGUCAAAAGUCAAAAGGAUUGUGUCACAAUUCUCUGCUGGAACAGCGAAUGUGAUAACGACUGUGAUAAAAAUAGCAUCUGCUGUGCCCCCAUGCCCACGAGUUUGCGACGCCUGUCCCUCGUCCUGGAGAGCAUCCUGCGCCUCGUCGAGUGUCCUGUCUGCGUAGUGACCAUCUCUCCGCCGGCGAUGCAGUGCCAAAACGGACACCUGCUCUGCGUGGACUGUCGCAUCCGCUCCGAGCGUUGUCCUGUCUGCCGGGACUUCUACACUCCCCGCCGGGCUCUGUUGGCGGAGCAGAUUUUCCUGACCAUAGCCAACGCCUUCGAGAUGUGCCGAUCCGAGAAUAAGCUGCGGCAGAAGCUCUUCGCCGGGAUAACAAGACCGGUGGCCAGUGGUCGACAGAGCAGAAUAGCAGGAGGACAAGGACAGCAGGACACCUGGCGAAAGCGAAGACCUGUGCUGCCGACGAACAAGUUCCUAACCAAGCUGCUGGAGGGCUGUGCCUACUCGAUGGACAACCUCUCCCCCUCGAAUGCCGCCACCCUACUGCGGACUAGCUCCACGGAUCCCAGUGAAGUCCCGACCAGGACAUCGCCAGUGACAGCCAGGCCCCCCGAAAGGACAACAAUGCAUGCUCUGGAUGACGCGAAUGCGGAGCAUCCUUCACUCUCGACGAAUGAUUUACAGCAGGAUGGGGUUAAGCCGACUGCCGAGGGCGGUGACGAGGAAUCCGGAACGGACAGCAGCAGCCACAGCUCCGCCGCAUCCUUGCAUCCUCCCACUCCAUCCUCGGCCGACAUCCCGGCCAUCAAUGAAUCUUCCGGGAUGCAGCCCAUUCACAUUCCUCCUGUCACUCCUAGCCAAGAUGUGCCCCAGCAGGUUGUCCAAACUAAGCCGGCCUCGCUGAUGUACCGCUGUCCCUGCGAGCUGCAGGAUCCACAGGAUCCUGCAAAGGACCUGCACCAGAACUGCUGCUACAAAUCCGCUUUUCGUUUGCUUUGAGCUCCGACAUCUCAAUCAACAGCAUCUUCUUAUCAGCCGGGCAUCCUACAACCCAUCCUCAAAACCUCCUCCUAUUUUCUUUACUAAUUAAAUUAAACGCCAGUUGCUUGGCCAAAGUUGCUUAUCGCGUAAAGAACUGAACCCGGCAAAGGAAUUGAAUGGGUGUCGAGCCAGGACAAAAGGCCCCUGACUGGAGAUGCAAAGAAGUUGGUCCAGCAUCCAGAGAUGCUCCACUGCCCGGUGAACUGCAGCGAAGAGUUCAACUUGGCCAAGUUGAGUUCUAAUUUAAUCACUCCUGAACGCUCCACUGACUUUGUGUCAUUUGGCGUCAGAGUUGCGCUGCUCGAUAAUGAAGCCGGGGUAUACUGCUUUCAGGGGUUUGCUUGACAAACGCAUGUCUUCGAUUCACACAGAAAAUAAAUGGAUUCUUUGCUUAA